Messenger RNA from Ramularia collo-cygni, 1494 nucleotides. Its product is annotated as related to lipase/esterase. Bases 1 to 1494 code for a protein of 497 amino acids. The transcript is spliced from 3 exons. Gene Ontology annotation, molecular function: hydrolase activity. The record is from RefSeq and is a predicted model, not a curated record. NCBI's taxonomy places the organism in Eukaryota, Fungi, Ascomycota, Dothideomycetes, Mycosphaerellales, Mycosphaerellaceae.
AUGGACAGCCCCUUGCAAGCCCUGAGAUUUCUCUUCCCCCAACUUCCCUCCAUUUCCUGGGCCGCGGCACAACAUACGCUGGGUCUGUCACAGACGUCUUCCAAAUGGGAUCUUCGAACCGAACUCACUGUCCACGUGCUCCGCUCAUUAAUGGCACCGAAGAGUGGGAGGAAGAUUCCUCCGCUGUCGAAAGUUCAAGCGGGGACGGUUAAAGAGCCGGGAAUCAAGGGCAAGACGUGGAUUGCUGCGGCCACCAUUCCCAGACCUUCAGUAGAGGAUGAGAGGGAUGGGAUGGGAUUGAGGGAUGCGGUGUUCAAGUCGAUCGAUCAGAUGAAGAAGGAGGAGGUGCGGUAUACAAAACCUGAAUUGGCGGAUGUGGAGGUGGAAUGGACGGGUUUCAGACCUAAUGCUGGGAAGGAUGAGCCGCUGCCGGAUGUCAGUGAGGAGGAGAAGUAUAGAUUGAUGAUGGAGGAACCCACACGGACGAGUGAUUUGACGAUUCUGUACUUUCAUGGCGGCGCUUACUACCUCUGUGACCCUCGAACCCACCGUGCCCUCACUUCCCGCCUAGCAAAGGAAACCAACGGUCGGGUGUGUUCCGUCCGCUAUCGUCUCGCUCCUCAAUCCGCUUUCCCAACACAACUCAUCGAUGCGUUCAUGGUCUAUCUCUCCCUCCUCUACCCACCCACAGGAUCAAUGCACGAUGCCAUUCCCGCGGAAAAGAUCAUCUUUGGCGGAGACAGCGCGGGUGGAAAUCUCAGUUUCGCUUUGUUGCAACUUCUCUUGCAACUCCACCGCGCCUCGGACGGAAUUCCCGUGGUCAAUUUCCACGGAAGAGAUGUACAUAUUCCUCUCCCGRCAGGUGUCAGUGCGAAUUCGGGAUGGUUUGAUAUCAGUCGGGCGAUGCCGAGUAUCGUGGGAAAUGCCAAGUAUGAUUAUUUGYCUCCCGCGAAUCAUGAUACGGGAGGGAUGGGGACAUUCUCGAAAGAUUCAAUCUGGCCGACGAAUCCACCUCGAGGAGAUUUAUUUUGUGAUUUGAGUUUGUUGGAUCAUCCGUUGGUUUCGGUCGUUGCGGCGGAGAGCUGGAAGACGAGUUGUCCGUUGUGGAUGUGUACUGGGCAGGAAAUGCUGACGGAUGAGGAUGUCCUUGUUGCGGCGAGGGCGGCGGGGCAGGGUGUCAAGGUGCAUUUUGAGCAGUAUGAAGCUAUGCCACAUGUUUUCGGCCUUUUACUACCACAAUUACCAAACACGACUCGCUGUUUCCGAAGUYGGGGAAAUUGGGCGAGGAAGUGUGUGGAGGAACCGGAAAGUCUCAAGACGAAUGGGACUUUUAUCCACGCGAAGAAGAGUAAAGAAGAUGCCGUGGAUGUGAUGAGGAUGCGGGCUGUCAAUUAUGAAGAAGCUAUGGGAUUAAUCAAGACGGCGAAGAUUAGGAGGACCAAGGCAUUUCAGGGAACAGGAGAGGUGCUUCCACAAUUGAAGCCCGCUUUAUAA